Sinocyclocheilus grahami is the source of this 1044-nucleotide messenger RNA. Its product is annotated as eukaryotic translation initiation factor 4H-like. NCBI's taxonomy places the organism in Eukaryota, Metazoa, Chordata, Actinopteri, Cypriniformes, Cyprinidae. The record is from RefSeq and is a predicted model, not a curated record. The coding region runs from base 1 to 573 and encodes 190 amino acids. The transcript is spliced from 7 exons.
AUGGCGGAUUACGAUAACUACGAUGACCGGGACCGGGCUUACGGGAGCUUCGGCGGGGGGAGAGGGCUUUUUCGGGAUGUUACGUAUGACGCAAAACCACCAGAACUGCUAGGGGACCGAUCUUUGAGGGUGGAUAUCGCGGAGGGCCGAAAGCAAGAACGUGGCGCCGGAGGCUUCGGCUUCCGGAAAGACGACAGAGGCCGUGGUGGCUCACGUGGGGCCAGAGGAGGGGGACGUGACUCCAGAGACGACUUCGACCAGUCUGGAGGAGGAUUUAGAGAUGAGGACUUCAUGGGUGGGAGGAGUCGAGGAGGUGGUCGCCCUGCCGAAAGAAGGGGUGGCGGAGGUGGAGGUGGAGGUGGAGGUGGAGGCGGAGGCGGAGGCGGCAUGGGACGCUUCAGAGAUGGACCUCCUCGAGGAGGCCAGACAGACUUCAGAGAACCCUCUGACGAGGAAAGAGCGCAGAGACCAAGGCUACAGCUGAAGCCGCGUACAGUGGCAGCUCCCCUUAACCAAGUGGCCAACCCCAACUCGGCCAUCUUUGGGGGUGCCAAACCCAGGGAGGAGAAUUAGUAUCUGUGUCAGUGUGGCUGCAUUAUUCCGGAAGGCUAUACUGGAUUCUACUGGCUUUGAUCACCAUAAAAUCUUUCAAAGACUUCAGUGACACGCAGGCAGGGGCACGAGGUGCUGGUCUUCUCUUGAAUCUGAACGAGCCCUCAUCCGAUUGGCUUAAAAAGCAAGUGGAGGUGGGGGCUCUAGAAAGGGGGAGGGGCACAGUCUUAACUCCGCCUCUGCCUGUCCUCGCUGGCUCCUCCCACACGCCUCAAAGAACCAAAACUUGGAGGAUGACAUCUCCAGGUUGAAUGCGUUUAAGGACUUCAGCAUCUCUUUCCCUUCCCAAAGUAUCUUUUGUGUUUUUCCGAAUUUGUAGACGCACGGACGUAAUUGCCGCCGUGUCCAUUUUAUAUUUUGCUCUUUAGAUUUCUUUACUGUAUUUGAAGAUUAAAACGUUGAGCUUGAUUCUUAAUUAAACCAUUUCAAAGU